UGGCUCCAUCGUCUGGCCCGGUACACCACCCAAUGUGUUGACUUCCUCAAUCAACCCGGGGUGAUGCCAGUAAAUUUCCAGGAGCCCCCAGAGCCUACGGUGGUGCCAAGCUGCAAGUGGUUGCUCACCGUUUACAGCCAAGACAUUCUGACCAGGCUGGAUGAAAUCCAUGCCAGAAUAACAUCCACCUAUGGCUCUGUCUUGAAGAUGGAUUCUACUAAAAAGAUCACCAAGAAGCUGGCUGGGACAGCGAGGGGAACGGGACUCUGGCUUACCUCUGUUGGCAACGAGUUUGGUCAGGUGCUCAUAAGUGUGCUGACAGCCCAGGAAGGAGCAGGACUUGACAUGAUGGUAGACGGUCUGGUGAAAAGAUACCAGCAGGCUGGUGUAAAUCCACCUUCUGUGUUGUACGUGGACUGUGGGUGCUGCAGUGAGGUGAGCGAGAGCAAGCUGAAAACCAGGUUUAGGGGCUGGCCAGAUCUCAUGAUACGCUUGGACAUCUGGCAUUUUAUGCGCAGGAUUGCCUUGGGGUGUACAACUGAUGCCCAUCAGUUGUACCCCAUUUUCAUGUCACGGCUAUCAGCAUGCAUCUUUGAAUGGGAUGCAGCUGACGUCUCUAUCCUUCGCAAAGCAAAGAGAGAGCUGUUGAUGUCCCAGGGUUGGCCUGCGCUGACAGAUGAAGAUGUAAACAAGCAUCUGACCAGGGAGGAGCUGGCUCUACAUUGCCGGAGGAGGACCCGUGGAGAGGAGACUACCAUCCUUCUCAUUGAACAACUGCUUACAGAACUCCUGAGCAGCAAGGGAAAUGACUCUCUGGGGGUUCCUCUCUUGGAUCGAGAAAGGAUGGAGCACAUCUGGUGUGUCCAAAAGAAGCACAUCAAGUGUAUCCAAGACCCUCUUGGUGUUGCCCUCUAUACUGAGACCGGGAGCCUAACCAAGGGAGGUGUGCUUCUGAAGACUUACAGAUGUGCCAGAGGCUCCACUUCUCUUGAAUCCUUUCAUUUACACCUUAACCGUUUCAUCCCAGGGACCAGUGCAAACAGUCUGAACUUUCAGAUUUAUUUGUUGGAGGGUCUACACAGGUGGAACCAGGAUCGGGAGGCAGCUUCCAUGUCAUCUGAGCCAUCAGCUUUACGCAGCUACACAGGAGAACUUGUUCACUGUGUAAACAGCAAUUAUGAAAAGCUGUUUGGCAGGAAAGUGGUCCCCACGUUUUGUCCCCCUGCACGUUACACCGGUGAGCUCAUUGGAGUGCAGUAUCUAUUCCAGCAGACUGGUCAGGCACUGCAGGACAUGAACCCAGACUCUGAAGAGACGGCAGAGCUCAUCGAGGAACUUAAUGUGGAGGAGCGAGAUGAAGAUGAGGGCUUCUGUGAUGUCAGCGAGGAUCACACAAUUGCAGAUCCCGAGGAUGUUCUGUCACCUCCCUCCUCCACUCUGACACUGGGUUCUUCCACCGUGGUCACCAGCAGUGACACGGCUGUACUGGGUUCCACAUCCCCUUCACUGGUCCCUGAUCCUACACCUGCUCCUUCAUCACCUGGACCCUCGGGGACUGCUGUGCCACCUUUUCCCUCUGAAACAUCUGUUUCACCACUCUCCUCAGAGCCAGAGGAUGCUGGUCAGGAUGAUGAUGACGAUGAAGAGACUGCUGUUGACUACCAAAAUGUCCCGGGAUACCAACAUGUGGACAAGCUGGCCGAAUAUCUGGUGGAGCUCCGGGGUCACACAGCCCUUAGCCUGACCAAUCAGGAAGCCAGCACCAUAAUUGAACUUUGGCAGAACCUGGCUGACCAGGACAAGCAACGGGUGGUGUAUGCAGCUAGACACCAGAAGAGACUGCUGAGUGGACGCUUCAGAGUACCAAAGAGGCCCACUAAAACCCCAGGAGUAGAGAGCACCAUCAGAAGUGUGCUGGGAGCAAGCAGCGCACCUGCUCAGUGGCCUGACUGUUGCCGUCUGGUGGAAACCAUCUUCAUCAGGCUUUGCAACACCCACCCAAGCCCCAAGAGAAAAGGCAAGGGAACGCUGUCGAGAUGGUCUCUAAUCCUCCAGGAUUACAGGAGGAUAAGGCAGCUUGUACUGGGCAACAGCUUGGUGAUGGGAGGAACCUCAAUGCAGCUGGUGGAGGUUAACCAGAAUACCCUGAUUCAGUGGUAUAACAACAGACAGAAAAAGCAGGAACUGUCUGUGCUGAUUCAGGGCAUUCAGUUGCCUCAGCCCCUCCCUGAAGCUCAGGAACCUCUCCAGGCUGCCAAACACCUACGGACUGAGCCAGAACAAUCAGGGGAGCAGCACCAGUACAAGCUACCAGAGAGCACAGCAGGUCAGGCAAAACAGAGGCACACCUCUACUGGGCGACCUCCUCUCAGACCCAAGGCACCAACACAGACUACUAUGUUGGUUACGCCAUCAGCACCUGGAGCAUCAGUGCAGAUGGUACCCAAUAUACUUAUAUCUGCAGCACCAGGUUUCCCGGGUGUGCCAAUGCUUCAGGGUGUGCCAAUGUUCCAGGGCAUGCCAAUGGCUCAAAGACUGCCAAUGGUCCAGGGCAUGCAAAUGGUCCAGGGCAUGCCAAUGGUCCAGAGGAUGCCAAUGGUUCAGGGAAUGCCAAUGGUUCAGGGAAUCCCGAUGGUCCAGGGAAUGCCAGUGGUUCAGGGGAUGCCACUGUUACAUCCUACAGUUGUGCAGGGCACAAGUUCACAACCAGCUGCCAAUCCCCAAACCAUGCCUAAGAGACCCUACAAGAGAACUGUAGAGGCGAACACUUGCAAGAAAUGCGGACAUUUCAAAACCAGUGCAACAGGACAUAGCCAGUACAGGGGCAAAGUAUACUGCCCACAGUCUGAAACUGUUACAAAAGAACAGUGGUUAGAGGAAAUGCGGAGAACUGUUCCCAAAUAA
Carassius auratus (goldfish) is the source of this 2904-nucleotide messenger RNA. RefSeq lists its product as uncharacterized. The record is from RefSeq and is a predicted model, not a curated record. Bases 64 to 2904 code for a protein of 946 amino acids. Lineage: Eukaryota; Metazoa; Chordata; Actinopteri; Cypriniformes; Cyprinidae. The transcript has 5 exons.